Myotis lucifugus (little brown bat) is the source of this 4149-nucleotide messenger RNA. RefSeq names its product multimerin 1 (gene MMRN1). The coding region runs from base 87 to 3731 and encodes 1214 amino acids. NCBI's taxonomy places the organism in Eukaryota, Metazoa, Chordata, Mammalia, Chiroptera, Vespertilionidae. The transcript has 8 exons. The record is from RefSeq and is a predicted model, not a curated record. Gene Ontology annotation, molecular function: calcium ion binding; extracellular matrix constituent conferring elasticity; protein binding.
GGAGGCAGUGUGGAAGCAGCCGUUGAAAAGGCUAGAAGGACUCACUCCCCAGUUUCACAUGAGCUUUCUUGAUUCAAACUACUGAGAUGAAGGGAGCAAGGCUAUUUGUCCUGCUUUCCAGUAUAUGGAGUGGGGGCUUUGGGCUUAACCACACCACGCAGACUUGGACUACGCCUGAGGAUGAAAACUCCCAGAAGAAGAUGACCUCUGCUUCGGUUCCUCUAAAUAAGCUACAAAGUCACCGAAUGCUGCCAACCACUCAGAUCAUGUCAGCCGAGAUGGUCCCUGAGACAAGAACCUCAGAAGAAGGUCUCCUAAAAGCAGCCUUGCUUCCCUCGGAGACCAGUGCAGCUCCUGCGGGUGUGAGACGCCCAGCCCUCACAUCCACAGAGGAGCCGGAAGAAAGGGUGCUGAAGUUACAAACUCUGGCCCCGCUGACCAAAUCUAGCAGCAAGUUCAGUCCUGGAGCCGAGUCAGUGGUCCUUUCCAACUCCACGCUGAAAUUUCUUCAGAGCUUUGCCAGCAAGUCGAAUCAAGUGACUUCUCUCAACUCAGUUGGUGGCCUGGGAAAUCGAUCCCCACGGGAAACAUAUCUCAGCAGAGGUGACACCAGUGGAAGCCAGAAAACCAACUAUCAACAGUCAAGCUUUGAGACAACGAGAGGGAAGAAUUGGUGUGCUUAUGUGCACACCAGAUUGUCUCCCACAGUGGUACUGGACAACCAAGUCACUCACGUUCCGAGUGGGAGAAGGCCUUGUGGCUGGAACAGUGGGCUCUGUCCCCAGAGAUCUCAGAGGAUAUCAAAUCCUGUCUACAGGAUGCAACAUAAAAUUGUUACCUCAUUGGAAUGGAAAUGCUGUCCUGGAUUCAGUGGAGCAAAAUGUCAGCUAAAAGCCCAGGAACAGCAGCAGUUGAUACACAGCAACCAGGCUGAGAGUCACGCAGCUAUUGGCGGAGAAACAGCCGAGCAGCAGCGGCAACAGCAGCAGCAAGAUCCAGCAGUGACACAAAAAAUGAGUGAUCAGCUGAACCAGCAGGCAGUAAAACUGACCCUUCUGCAGAAGAGGAUUGACAACAUUUCUCUGGCUGUGACUGAUGUAAGGAGCACGUUCUCCUCCCUAGAAGAGAAAAUCAAUGAAGAUAAAGGGAGGGAAUUUCAAUCUUUUCUAAAAGGUCUAAAAUCCAAAAGCAUUAAUGAUCUGGUAAAGGAUAUAGUUAAAGAACAAUUUAAAUUUUUCCAAAAUGACAUGGAAGAGACUAUAGCACAGCUCUUCAAGACUGUAUCGAAACUCUCAAAGGACCUUGAAGACACCAAACACAUAAUUCAACAAGUUAAUGAAUCUGUGGUUUCAAUAGAAGUCCAGCAAAAGUCUGUUUUAAUGCAGGAAAAUAGACCCACUUUGACUGAUAUCCUAGAUCUGAAAAAUCACAUUGUGAAUAUGAGGCAAGAAAUGACUUUUACAUAUGAGAAGCCUAUUAAAGAACUAGAAGCAAAGCAGACUCAUUUAGAAGGUGCUCUAGAGCAGGAACACUCAAGGAACAUUCUGUAUUAUGAAUCCCUCAAUAAGACUCUUUCUAAAAUGAAGGAAGUACACGAACAUCUUCUGUCUACGGAACAAAUAUCACAUGAGAACAAUGUUCCAGCUGCAGAAUCAGUUAGCAAUAAUGUCACUGAGUACCUGUCCACUCUACAUGAGAAUAUAAAGAAACAAGGUUUGAUGAUGCUGCAAAUGUUCAAUGAUUUGCACACGCAAGACAGCAAGAUUAACAAUCUCACCAUCACUUUGGAAAUGGAGAAAGAAUUUGUCAAGGGUGAAUGGGAAGACGUGUUAUCCAAGUGCAGAAAUGAUUUUAAAUUUCAAAUUAAGGACACAGAAGAGAAUUUACAAGUUUUAAACCAAACAUUGGCUGAGGUAAUCUUUCCCAUGGACAAUAAAAUGGAUAAAAUGAGUGAACAGCUAAAUGAUUUGACUUAUGAUAUGCAGAUCCUUCAACCCUUGCUUGAGCAGGGAGCAUCACUUGGAGAGACAAUGACAUUUCAACAACCAAAAGAAGCAAAAGCUACAAGGAAGAAAGUGGAAAAUCUGAUUAGUGCUGUCAAUAGCCUAAAUAUUCUAAUCAAAGAGCUUACAAAAAGACACAACUUACUUAGAAAUGAAGUACAGAGUCGUAGUGAUACCUUAAACAGACGUAUCAAUGAACAUGCCUUAGAAAUGGAAGAUGGCCUAAAUAAGACAAUGACUAUUAUAAAUAACGCCAUUGAUUUCAUUCAAGAUAACUACAUGUUAAAAGAGACUGUGAGUGCAAUAAAGUGCAAUCCCAAGUUCCAUGAUAAAUGUAGCCAAAAUAUGGAAACUAUUUUGGCAUUCAUUCCUCAAUUCCAACGUUUGAAUGAUUCUAUUCAGAUUUUGGUCAAUGACAAUCAGAGAUAUAACGUUGUUUUGCAAGUUGCCAAGGCCCUUGCAGAUAUUCCUAAUGAUGAAAAAUUAAGUCAGUUCAACUUCCAAAAUAUUUAUCAAAUGGUCAAUGAAACCACUUCCCAACUGAUAAAAUACCAGGAAAAUAUGAAUCAUUUGGAGGAAAAAAUGCUCUCAGCCACAAAGAUUUCCAUAAAUUUUGAAACUCGGUUGCAAGACAUUGAGUCUAAAGUAACCAAGAUGCUCAUACCUUAUUAUGUUUCACUAAAAAAAGACAAUGUGGUCACAAAUGAGAGAGACCAGGCUCUUCAACUGCAGGUAUUAAAUUUAAGAUUUAAGGCACUGGAAGCAAAAUCCAUUCAUCUUUCAAUUAACUUCUCUUCACUUAACAAAACUCUCUAUGAAGCUUUAACAAUGUGUCAUAAUGCUUCUACACGUAUAUCAAAACUCAAUGCUGCCGUACCUCACUGGAUAAAUGAUUCCCUACCAGAUAUUCAACUUCUUCAGAAAGGUCUUACAGAAUUUGUAGAGUCAAUAGUAGAAAUAAAAACUCAAAUCGCUCUAUCAAAUUUAACUUGGUAUAUAAACCAAUCAUUGUCUAGCAGUCUUGCAAAUGUUUUCAAGUCUCAGAAGCAAGUAAAAUCAUUGCUGAAAAAAAACAAUGCACUUAAGAAACCAGCAGUGAAUGUUAGCACUGUCCUGAUCGGCCGAACCCAAAGAAACACAGACAACAUUCUAUCUCCUGUAACAGAAGAAGUGUGUAGUAGGUCCCCAUGCCAGAACGGGGGCACGUGUAUAAAUGGGAGGACUGGCUUCAUCUGUGCUUGCCGGCACCCUUUCACUGGCCACAACUGCACGGUCAAGCUGGUGGAAGAAAAUGCUUUAGCUCCAGAUUUUUCCAAAGGUUCUUACAGAUACGCACCAAUGGUGGCGUUUUUCGCAUCGCAUACAUAUGGAAUGACUACACCUGGUCCUAUUCUAUUUAAUAAUUUGGAUGUCAAUUAUGGAUCUUCAUAUAUUUCAAGAACUGGAAAAUUCAGAAUUCCGUAUCUUGGAGUAUAUGUUUUUAAGUAUACCAUUGAGUCAUUUAGUGCUCAUCUCUCUGGAUUUUUGGUGGUUGAUGGAAUAGAUAAGCUUACAUUUGAAUCUGAAAAUAUUAACAGUGAAAUACAUUGUGAUAGGGUUUUGACUGGGGAUGCCUUGUUGGAAUUAAAUUAUGGGCAGGAAGUGUGGCUACGACUUGUAAAAGGAACAAUUCCAGCCAAAUUUCCUCCAGCUACUACAUUUAGUGGUUACUUGUUAUACCGUACAUAAAUUAACAUGAAAGGCAGACUCUCACCCCUACUGAGAAGCAGCCAGUGUUUUUAUUUACCUUUGCAUACACAUCUGCUCUGUUUUUAGUUUUUCCAUACAACAUGAAAAUCAGCUUCUUUUUAAUCUGUAGUAAGACUGAGUUUGUUUAUUUCACAAAAUUAUUUGAAUAUUUUUAGAUAACCUGAAUAUGAAGGGGUUCUUGCUCCUAAAGAGAUUUAGUAUUACAGAAAACAAAGUGCAUGUAUUAGCAUAACUAUUUUUUUCUUAUGUGAAGUCAUUUCAAUGUAAAGUAAUAUAAGAUGGUAAUCACUCAAUAUUAUCUGUCACAGUAGUCUUUCCAAAAAAAAAAACAACAAAAAAAGCAUUAACUGUGUUAUUCUCUGCAUAUAUAUAUUCAAAUAAAGUACUCUAAGAUUGA